Molecule: messenger RNA, 15395 nt
Organism: Paramuricea clavata
Lineage: Eukaryota; Metazoa; Cnidaria; Anthozoa; Malacalcyonacea; Plexauridae
Source: the annotation of a GenBank genome assembly
CGUUUCUCUGUAAACAUCAUGGAAAAAUUCGAUAGUUUUUUCGAAAGCCUUAACAUUUCGGAAUCAUCUUUGCAGAAUAUAAAAAAGAAAGCAACUUGAUACAAACAUGAGUCAAAACAUUCGUAAUACCAUACCUGUUGUAUACGUAUACAUAUUAUUACGCCUUCCUUGCAUUGAAAAUAGUCAAAUUUCAAGAAAAAAACGCGCUAAAAUUAUCAAUAUUUCAUGCAAGAAAAAAGUUGUUUUGAGAAACGUUGAAAAUUUUGAAGUUCUUAUAUAUUAAUAAAAAAAGAUAUGUCAGCAGAAGAUGACAUAUUCCUCGCGGAAGAAUCGCCAAUAGGCGACCGUAGAAAAUAGCAGAAAAUUACCUUAUGUGUACUAUAAGAACAAAAUAUCGAUAACUAUGUGUGACGUUUCUAAGGGGGGGGUUGGUCUCCAGAGAAACGAACAUAUGACGUUUCUCAUGGACAAAAUCGAUAUGUGCAGUGGCGGAAAUUCACUUUUUCCGGUGGGGGGGGCGAAGCCUUCUAAAUUUCCGACCAAACGUUCAAAUUUCCGACAACCCCCCCCCCCCCAUUUGCACUCGAAAAGGCUGUUUUUAGCCCUCUUAAAGGCCGGUUUUCCACUUGCGAAUUUUUUCGCGCGAAGCGAAUUUUUCUUUUGUCUUUAUCCAAUCAGUUCCAAAUGGUUCCAGACCAAAGACAAAUGAAAAAUUCGCUUCGCGCAAAAAAAUUCGCAAGUGGAAAACCGGCUUUAGAGGUCAAAAUUUCCGAAUAUUUGUCAUUUUCCACGAAGGUGGGCGGGGGGGGGGCGGCCGCCCCACCGAGAUUUCCGCCACUGGAUAUGUGAGGCUUCCCUAAUAGUACCGAUAAGCCGAUACACCGAUAUGGUUAUGGUUAAUCUUUACCUGUAAUGUUGAUAGUCUUUGUUUUUGCGUUUCAGAUGGGUGAUAUAUAACGAUCGGAAAGUGGCCGUAUCAGAAAACCCGCCGAAAAGUCUAGCUUACUUAUACCUUUAUAAACGACUCUAAUAUUUAUACUUAACAACAUAAUAUAAUAUUUGUAGUGUCACGUUCUGCUUUUUAAUGAAAUUUUCUUUACCCUUGCGUUAUUCAGAUUGAAAUCUUUGACUAAACUGUUGAGACCAUCAUAGGGAAAUAUUGAAAAGUUAAUAUGUACGUUUAAAUGCAGUAUAUAUAUAUAUAUAUAUAUAUAUAUAUAUAUAUAUAUAUAUAUAUAUAUAUAUAUAUAUAUAUAUAUAUAUAUAUAUAUAUAUAUAUAUAUAUAUAUAUAUUAUUAUUAUUCUGAGGAAGGCCGUGUCAAGUGGCCGAAAAUUUAUUUGUAUACUUUACUUUAGUCAUCUUUAAUAAAUUCUUCGAUACGUAGCCAUCUCUUUGUCGUAAUAUUAUGUGCUGUUGGCUAAGGCAAGUUUUGGUCAUAUAUAUAUAUAUAUAUAUAUAUAUAUAUAUAUAUAUAUAUAUAUAUAUAUAUAUAUAUAUAUAUAUAUCGCAGAUUUCGCAUUAAUAAUACCUUUUGAAUAUUUGGUAAACGUCAUCUAAAUUCAUCAUUAACAUUCAGCAAAUUGAUCAGAAAUUAGUCCGACAAAUUGCAGCGUGCGAACAGUCUCUCUCGCAUUUGUUAUCUUUAAUCCCCCGGCAUAAAACUUUACCAUUGGCCAGGGCCGUAGCGAAGAAGCAGGUUGGGGGGGGGGGGGUAGUAUCCCAUUUGCCGACAUUCGCUAUGUCUAUGAUAAUGCAUUCAAAAAGCAUUCAACCGUAUUAGAAAAAAUAUUUCACUGUUCAAAGUAGCGAUAUCUAGCUGAUGUCACGAUGCAUGUAUAAUAAUAUAGCUGGAACUGCAAAUCUGACAUUCAGCUGGUUUUGAGGUUGAACGGUACUUUUGCACGCUGCGAUUUGUCGUCUACGAAGAUUCUUAAAGCAAAAACAUUGUGAACUACGGUCUACGGCUACCAGCGACAGGUAAUUUAACUGAAUAAGAUCUAUAACAGGUAAUUUAACUAAAUAGUAAAUAGAUCUUUCACUGUAAGCGUACAAAUAUCUUCUUAAAUCAUGAUUAUCAUGCUUCACUAUACAUAACUCGGCAAUAACAGCGCAAAAAAGAUGCAUGGAUAAAUUGUAUAGUCGAACGUGGGCAGCCAUGUUGUAUUGAUGACAUGUCUGAAAAUUUCACCGGUUUAUCAAAAGGUCGUUGCCAGAUUUCAUGUUUGCGGGCUUCUUUGUAUCAUGCAACCAUACCUGAAAAAUAGAACCACGCUUUGAUGUUUUGAGCGAAGGCCCUUCGUCUGAGAGUUAUAUAUUAAUAGAAACUUCCAGACGAAGCCGCUGGCUGAACGUUCCAUCACACGUCAUCACUAUAUGCAUGACUUCUUAUUCACUUAGCGAUGUCAAUGGCACGCUCAGUGUAAAAAUAGAAAUAUAACCAAUUCUACCUAAUUUAGGCCAUAUAAAAUAAAUUUCUUGAUUCUCAUCACCGCCCGCGACAUCCCUCGUGCAUGGAUCACGCAAUCCUGCACGGAAAACCAUUCGGUAUAUUCCUUUAAUCCAUGCAAGGAUAUGACAAUAAUCAAGCGCAAAACUUUUACAUUAUCGUUGGACGUUGCUGAUUCGAUUUCACAGAUAAUAUACAAUAACCAGUUACAUUGACAUUUAUCUGGAUUCACAGACUAUUCAUAAGUUUGUGUGUUGUUCGUCUUUUUUUUUAAUUAAUUUUAAUUAUUUAUUUACAAUUGUAAAUAUUCGUAUCUUUAGGCAUUAAAGAAUUAUACUUAUUUACUUAUUUAGUACAAAGUCUAAAUGGCAUCAGAAGAAUCUCAACAAGUCAAUUUCGAGAAGCAAGUGGAAAGAGCAAAACAAUUCAAGGAAGAUUUAGACUCGGGCAAAGGAUGGACGCAAAGAUAUCACGUUUUAGAUGAAUAUAAUUCUUGGAGUAAAACAUUCCCUGAAGAAGAAGUACCGGUGAAACUACUCUUCAAAUUUGAAAAUCUUCCAAUAUCCGCUGAGAAGUUUGCAGAAAUGCUACUCAAUUUUGAGAUCCGAAAGAAAUGGGACAACGCCUUUGCAGGUUUGAAACUGGUUUAAGAUUAUUGCUAGAAGUAAUUUUUUGAUGGCGCAGUUGUUAUGUUUAGUGAAACCAUGGAUAAUAAAAUAAAUGGAUAGGACUCUAGCUGACGUGAACAAAAACAACCUAGUUGCAAUCUGUGACGUCACACGUAUUGCAAAGUUCUCGGCAUUUUUGUUGUUUCGCUAUACUUUCCGCUUUAAAAGAGUAAUAUUGAAGCAUAUACUGGUCUAAUUGUUUUAAAAACAUGCCUAAGCCACGACAAAGUAUUCAAGGUAAAUGUUUUUCGUCUUUGUUUUGUAUUUUUGUACAUUUGUAGCUACGAAAUUGGCGUCCCCAAUUUUAACGAAAUUUGGGAUGCCUUUUUCACUGUUUAGUGCUUGAAAUAUUUGCCAAAAUUGACUGGGAAUACUUAGAGAUUUCAUCGUAGAAUAGCGUAGUUAUAUUCAUUUCCUCUUUGACUAAAAUGUUUAGCUGUAUUAAUGCUAAACAUGCCGUUUUUGAGAAUUUGGUUUGCAACUAUAGGUUUCAACAUCCAAUCACGCCAUCAGCCCAUUGAAAACAUUAGGUCACGUCAGCUAGUUUCCUAUCCAUUUAUUUUAUUAUCCAUGGUGAAACUAAACAGAAGUCAUUGUGUUAUGUUUCUGUCUCAGUUUAUUUUAAUUUGUGCACGCGUUCACGGUGAUUGAGCUCAUCGUAUUCUCGUAUAAUUACUUCGAUAUGUGCGCACGCACCAUUUAUAACGACAACCUACAGGACAAAACCGAAGAUUAGGCCCAUAUCUUUAAUGUACUGACCGAAUUUUUAAUAUAACGAUCCAGUUCAAUCCAUUCAAUGCUUAAGUAAUUGUCCAUUACAUUAGGGAUAACUGAGGUAAAACGUGCAACCACGAUGAAUAAUAUUUAUUAGUAUUUUUACGCAAGUGAACUGAAGAAAUCCGACGUGGUGAUUGGUAAAAUUUGACGUGAUAUUCCCUUAUAUUCACCCACAUGUGAAUAUAACAGUAAAAACUAGUUUACAAAAUGGCGACUAGCGAAAAGAAAUAAACGAAAUUAAAAUAAAUUCAGUCCAAAAAAAUACAAAAGACUUGGGUAAAAAUACUGAAACAAUCGGUUCGCCUCAGGCUCCGUGAUUAUUGGGGAAUAUUCAAUAUUCGCCUGAACUUUGUCUCGGUGAAUAUUCGGGUUAUAUAUUUAUGAUAAUUCCCCGAUAAUCACCUUGCCUUGUUAUUCAAGAAAUUUGAUUGGUUGCUCAGCUCCUUAUAUCCAUACCCUUGCACUAUUCCGUUCUCGGGACAAAAACAAAAUGGCUUCCCGUUUCGUUCCGGCUCGGUUUCGCCAAACACAAAGAAAGCCACAAUUUCACAAAGUUUUGUUUGAAGGAAUAUGGCAAUAAAAAUGAACUUUGUCUUAUUUGAAAGAACGUUUAAAGUUAUAUAUGCAGACCCUUUACAACUUUUUCGUACCUUGCUUGGUUUUCCGGAAAUACUCUGACCAAAAACAGUGUGCAGUCCGCCAUCUUUGUAUUAUAAUAGACAAUUCCCAUUAUAGACUAAUUUUAAAACUAGGCAAGGAGAUGCAAACAAAUCACCACAGCUAGAAAGAGCAUACUAAAAUUAGUAAAAUUACAAAAUUUGGUUGCGAAAUGUUGUAAAAUGUGAAAAAUAUAGCCUUGCAAAGUUUGCAAAUUUUGUAUACUUUUGUAUUGCGUGCGACAUUUUCGGCCUAAAUGUGGUAGGAAUGUGGUAGGAAUUUCCGCAAGCAAUACAAAAGUACACAAAAUUGGCGAACUUUACAAGGCUAUAUUUUCCUCAUUUUACAACAUUUCGCAACCAAACUUUGUAAUUUUACUAAUUUUAGUAUGCUCUUUCUAUAGCUGUGCUGAUUUAUUUCGGUUUCCUUGCCUAAUUUUAAAAUUAGUCUAUAAUGGGAAUUGUCCUAUGCCCUGCAUAGUUAAAACUUCUUCAUGUGGGACUAAAUUUCUUCCAAAAGUUUCUUAAAAUGUUGUGAGUUAAAAAUUUCGCUUUUGCCCUGCUUGUGACGUAUGCAUAUCGAAUGCAUAUCCAAGAUGGUGGAAUGCACGCUGCUUUUGAUCGAAAUAAGUCGAUUUGUUUCGAAAACCAAGCAAGAUACGGAAUAAUUGUAAAGGAAGUUUAGAUAUCAUUUUAAAUGUUCUUUCAAAUAAGACAAACUUAAUUUAUAUUGCCAAUAUCCCUUUAACUUUAAACCUAUUUCUAACGAAUAAUAUUACUAAAACUGUAAAAGCGUGUAACUGCUGUCAUGUUUGUGCAAUUUGCAACUAUGACGUGAGCUCAGAGCUGAAAUAAAAAUUGUUUUAAAAAUAUUUCGUAGUUUUUGGUCAUUUUUGUUUCAGUGUUAUCAUAUAUGCUCCCGUUUCAGUGAAUAUCCUAGUUGCACUAUUCACCGACACCAUAGGCAGCCCACUAAAACCACUGAAUUCAAAUUAAAACUACAAUGAAAUUAUAAAAUUUAACGAAAAUAAUCACAAAUUAGCGAAAUAUAUUGCACAAUGUAGCUUAUAUUAAAUCUCCACUCGAUUGACCUAUCGGCGAACUGACGUAUAUUAAGGUAUACUUUAAUAUACGUCAGUUCGCCGACAGGUCAAUCGAGUGGAGAUCAACCUCGUCCCCAGGGCCUAUUGAGGAAGGAGGCGAAGUGCCCUUCGCAUCUUUCUUUAAAAGGCCCUGGGGACGAGGUUGGUGGAGAUUUAAUAUAAGCUACAUUUUGCAAUAUAUUUCGCUAAUUUGUGAUUAUUUUCGUUAAAUUUUAUAAUUUCAUUGUAGUUUUAAUUUAAAUUCAGUCGUUUAGUGGGCUGCCUAUGCCGACACUGAGGUGAAUAAUUGUUAAAGUGCGACUAACCACUAAUAUGAUUUUUGGUAUGUGUAAUAUUUGGGUCAUUUAAAGAAGAAAUGUAAUAUAAGUUCUUUGAAUGUUUGCAUGGCGAUAAAAAUAUAAUUGUUUUUGUUUGUGGAAACACCACGUAAAUUUAUUACUGCAAAGCUUUCUUUGAUGUGCCGUUUAAUUAAAUUUCAAAUGACACGAGCCAACAGAUCACGACACUCUUGUAUAUAAAAAGAGCGUGUGAAUUAAACAAGUCACAUAUUAUUAGCACUGAUGAAGAUCCGGGCUUACGGAUCGAAAGCUUUGCAGUAAUAAAUUUACGUGGUGUUUCCACAAACAAAAACAAUUACAUGUAAUAUAUCUUUAUAAUAAAAAAUCCCAUCUUGAUCAACGUUUUCACUGUCAAAGUGUCCGGAUAUGAUAUCAUUAGGUGAAUUGCAAAUUAGUUUUCCUUUUUUCUGUGUUGAUGUUGUGUAUAAAAAUAUGCAUUUUUCAAGCUUGUCCGGUGAGGAUAUACACUCAGAGUAACAUCACAAACAUCAUAGUUUUCCUUUGUUUUUUUUAUACCAAAAAUUCACCUAAUGACAUCAUAUCCGGAAACUUUGACAGUGAAAAAGUUGAUGAAGAUGAGGUUUUUUACUAUAAAGAUACAUUACAUUUCUUCUCAGAAUGACCCAAAUACCACGCAUACUAAAAACUAUAUUUGGGAUUAGUCGCACUUUAGUCUUUAAAUGAAGUUGAGACAUAGAAUUAGGAAGAAAAUAAAUGCUGACAAUCCUUUCUGUCGAUAUUUCCAGGUUUAGAGUUAUUGGACACGUUUCCUAACGGAUCAGUCAUUGCUUACACGCGUGUCGAAGUCUCAUUUCCCUUGACGAACCGAGAUAUGGUAUUACUCUGCUCGCCUCCCGCCGAGACUGACUGGUUUGGGAAAAAAGCUUAUGCUAUGUUUGUGACGGAUGCUACGCAUGCGUCAAAACCCGCGGGAGCUCAUGGUCUUAUCCGAGCGACAAAUGGCGGGAAUUUCUACAUUGCUGUGCCAGACGACGAAGAGCCUGGGGCCAAGUGCGAGGUUUUUGGUUUGAGUAAUAAUAAUUACAAUGGAUGGCUGCCGAAUAAAUGCGAAUUCUUGGUUACUCCAAGGGCAUCCAAGGUUUUCUACCAGUUGAGACAGAGUAUUAUUGAAGGACACAACAAGUACUUUACUUAGGAUUCAGACACGUAUAGAGUACAGUAGGUCUUGUUAGCUAAGGUGAUAUAAAAUACCAAUACUUAUUGACUGGUAGUCUGGGACCGAGGGAAACAGUAUGUUUUGUGGACAUUUUUAACAUUUUCAAUAAAAUUUUCAUCUUAUUCAAUCUACAAACAUUCAGUUCAUACUAUUGGAUUAUAUACCAACUAACUGAACAAACUUGGCUUACGUCUUUUAACAGCCUUCGUAAAUGUCCUCAGUUGAAACGGGGUUUUAUCUGAAUAAAUGCGUUAACAGCAAGUUUUCAGCGCUGUUAAAAAGUAUCUUUUGUAAAUUUUAAGCCGGUUUUAAAGGGUACAUAUUUAUAUUGAUGGCUUGACCGUGCUCUUCACAUGCGUGGAAAGACUGGGACUGAUCUUCAAGUUUGCUUACAAAUUUCUGGUUGAAGAUAGUGUUCCAGACAUAGUUCAUUUCACAGGCCUAUUCCACCCUAAAAUUGACAAUAUAAUUAAGGCAAAUCGAAGCUAUUGUUUCUGGUCAUUGAAGCGAGUUUGGGUUUGCUCAUUUAAGAUAAUCCAAACACUGUUAAGUACCUGUAGGUGCUAGACAAAGCUUUCACUUGCUUAAACACAGGUUACAAUUACAAUAUACGAUAUAACAAUGUGUAACUAAACCUCUUAACUGAAUUUCAUUACCAUUGGAAACGACAGCACUUGGGACAAAAGAAAAUAACAGUUUUAAUAAACCGAAUGCAAUGAAGAAGUUACGAAGCUAUUUUCCAAUCAUUAUUUUGAAAUCUAAAUCUCCAUUUUGAAAUCUCCGAAAUCCAUAUGAAGAUUAUGAUAAGUAUUUGUGUACAACAUUCUGGCUAUUUAAUAUAAUCUUAAACAACAUUGAAGUGUUCAACCAAACUUGUAUAAAAAAGUACUCUCGUUCAGGUUUUCUGAAGGUCUAUUAAAUUACUAUUUUAAAUGGAUGGAAAACAAGUACGAUUCAAAAAUCAAUAUUCGUUCAAAUGGCUUGCACGACAGCAACGUCAAAGAAGAUAUCUAUUUUGUAUUGUAAUUGCAUGUUGCAUAACCAUCAUACUGUCAUUUUAUCGUAUUUUAACAACAUCUUCGACUACAGUUGAAACAAGAUUACGAAAUAUACCAAUUCGGUAAGUGUAAUUAGACAAUAUGAAUCCCUUAAUUUGACCGUUGACUCAGACAGUUUACAUGAGAUUUUUCUCAACUCUCAUUGAGACGUUCUCUGGCCGCCAAAUUAAUUUUAAUGACAAUCCUUCACCUGUUCAAGCUAUAGGUCUGAUAGCCAAAAGCUUGUCAUUAAAAAUAAUUUGGCCAGAGAACGUCUCAAUUUUAACAAGGGGUCGACCAAAUGAUAAUAUCAAGUGAUGAUGAUCCGAAUGAUAAUAUCAAGCUGAUUUGUCUUGUAGGAUCCUGACAACGUAAUAGAUCCGGAAUCGAAUCGAUUCUAACACAAACAAGAUAAGUUUAUGGCCACACUCCAAAAGCAUCCAUAGCUAGUAGGAUUCCGAUAUAAACCUAUAAAAUUACGAAUAUCUUCACCAAAAUCCUAGAUCAGAGUCCUAACGUGUUCUGAUCAACUGCCAUUGGAGCUAUCAUCUGACUCUGUUGCGAAUAUGUUGGUCUUAGGAAUAUAUUAUAGUGACUGAUUCUCGUCUAUCUUUAUAUAUCGUAGAAUCCAAGUGUCAAACGUCUGGGUAAUAAAGGAUGACAAUUUUUUCACAAACAAGGAAUACGAGGAACUGAUGACGUCAUACACUCGCAACCAGUCCUUUGAUCCUGCAGUACAUACGUCAGCGGUCCUCGAUGAGUACAUACAUGAGAUCAUAGAGGGAAAGGAUGACUACCUUACAACUGAUGAUAAUUAUUCUGAUUUUGAUAACAGUGCCCUGAUCAAUGAAAGGUAAUAUUUAUAUAAGUCAUAAUUAUAUAAGUAUGUCCAUGACCCAACCUUCUCAUAACUAAAUCUUACCUACAGUGUUGUAAAAAUUGCCAAAGAAAAGUACAAUGAGUAGAAAUUAUAAUUCAGUAAUUCUCCAGAAACUGGGUAAUUAUUACAGAUUACUUUCGUUCAAAAGCAGGGGCGCCGGAGCAAUGGGGGCAGCGGGGGCAACUGUCCCUGUUGCCCAAACAGUGCGGGGGCAGUACGGGGGCAACAGGUUGCCCUUUUACCGGAACUACACUUCGAAAUUCGUGCGGUAUUCACAGGAAUUGGAAUUUAUAACUAUUUUUAAGCAAUGUUUAAGCAAUCUUUGCUUAAUUUUUGACCAGUUAUAGUAAAAUUAAUGCUAAAUCAGGCAAUAUACAUCCGUAUACUGAUUUUCUUUCGCUCCCUUAGCAUGGUGCCGCGAAUAAAAUUGUUCAAAAUUAAUGUUGAAGUUUGCCGAGCCAUCAUAGCCACAACUAUAAUAUAAUCGAGUAUCCAUACGGUAAAUAGUUUUUAACAAAUAUUUCCGCACAGAAAAACUAUGAUACUAACUAACCACUCCUCGACAUUGAUUGAUAAUAUAUUUUUUAAUUCAAUCGAACACUUUGUCAUUAGUGGUAAUCUGGUCUAUGAUUUGACUGAUCAUUUGCCUAAUUUUAUCAUAUUUAAUAAAUUUUCGUCUCUCCCCUCAAAUGUUAAAAUCUAUAAGAGAGAUUACUCAUUGUUUAAUGAACCAGAUCUAAUAAAUGAAUUUCAAUCUAUCAAUUGGCAAACAGUAUUUGCUUCAAAUAGUGAUCCGUCUCUAAUGUUUGAUAAUUUUUACGCUAAGACAACUGAAAUAAUUGAUAAACAUAUUCCUAUAAUACAAUUAUCUAGAAAUGAAAUAAAGUUAAAAUCCAAACCAUGGAUAACACGUGCAAUUCAAAAAUCAAUUCAUGUUAAAAACAAAUUAUACAGUAAAUUCUUGAAAACAAAGUCCUUUUACUAUCAUUCAAAAUUUAAAUUAUAUAGAAACAAAUUAAACCAUAUUUUGAAGAUUAGCAAAAGAAAAUACUACAAUGACUAUUUUAUACAAAACAUCCAAGAUACAAAGAGAGUAUGGAAGGGCAUCAAACAAAUAAUACACUCUAAACCUAAAGUGAGCCAGAGAAUUAUCAAAAUUCUGGAGGGAAAUAGAGAGAUAACAGAUCCAAUGGCAAUUGCAAACGCUUUCAAUAAUUUUUUUGCUAACAUCGGAAAUAGUUUGGCCUCUUUAAUACCAAAUGUUGAAAAGUCGCCUUUUGAUUAUCUCACUAAUUCUCCAUGUGACAGCUUAUAUAUUUCUCCAGUUACUUCGGAAAAGAUUGUAAAUGAAAUUUCUAAAUUAAAACUCGGAAAGGCUACUGGUCCAUUUAGUAUACCAGUGUCAAUUCUGAAAAUCCUUGGAACAGUGAUAUCGAAGCCAUUGGAAAUUUUAUUUAAUGUUUCUUUUUCAAUGGGCGUUGUACCAAGCAAUUUUAAAAUAGCAAAUGUUCUACCGAUUUAUAAGAAUGGAUCUCCAACUAGUACUUGUAAUUAUCGUCCAAUCUCUCUUCUUUCAGUAUUCAGUAAGCUCUUAGAGAAACUUAUGUCAAUUAGGCUGCUUGAUUUUAUCCAACGAAAAGCAAUUUUGUUUGAUAAUCAAUCAGUCGGAUUUCGUGCUAAACACUCUACUGACUUUGCCGUUCUUAGUAUAAUUGAUGAAAUACAAAAAGCAAUUGAUGAACGAGAUUUUUCUUGUGGAAUAGUUUUAGAUCUUAGUAAAGCCUUUGACACAGUCAAUCAUGAAAUCUUAAUAAAAAAAUUAGAGCAUUAUGGAAUACUGGGUGUAGCUAAACACUGGUUUAAAUCCUAUCUUAGAGGCCGCUAUCAAACAGUUACAGUAAAUAAUACUAAGUCUUCGGCUAGUAUUAUUUCUUGUGGUGUACCACAGGGAUCCGUUCUUGGUCCAAUUUUAUUUGUUUUGUAUGUCAAUGAUUUUCAUCACAGUUCUAACCUCUUCGAUUUUCAUUUAUUUGCCGACAAUGCAAAUUUGUUCUACCGACAUAAAAAUAUUAAUAUUUUGCAAUCAGAUGUUAAUACCGAAUUAAAUAGUAUUAAUGUCUGGCUAUGUGCCAAUAAGUUAUCGCUCAAUGUAGAAAAAUCAAAUUUUGUCCUUUUUCAUCCAUCGCAACGAAAAAUAGGUAUAAAUUUUCAAUUAAGUAUAAAUGACAAGAUCAUUAAACAAUGCUAUUCGGUUAAAUAUCUGGGCAUCCUGAUUGACUCUAACCUUGGUUGGAAAUCUCAAAUUGAAUGUAUUGCUAAAAAAAUUAAGAGAAGUGUGGGCGUUCUAUCUAAAUUACGGUACUAUGUUCACACUAACAUUCUGAUUAAUCUUUAUUAUACUGUGAUUUAUCCAUUUUUAAUAUAUGGUAUAAUCGUCUGGGGUAAUACUUACCACAGUACAAUACAACCACUUUUUGUUUUACAAAAGAAGGCCAUGCGUAUUAUAACGUUUUCUGAAUAUAACGAACAUUCAAGUCCAUUGUUUAAGUUAUUAAAUAUAAUCAAGAUCUUUGAUUUGGUAACUUUCCAUAUUGCAUCAUUUAUGUAUAAAUUCCACCAUCGACUAUUGCCCUCAGUUUUUGAUAACUUUUUCACUCCAAUAGAUAGAAUACAUAGAACAAGAACUAAUUAUGGUUUAUUCAGUAUAAGAUUUCAAGGAACCAAGAUAUGGAAUUCCAUAAACGAAAAUAUAAAACUGUUUUCUUUUUCAAAAUUCAAAAAUAAACUAAAAAGUGAUAUAUUGCAUAAAUAUUAAACAUUUUAUUCUCAGUAAAAUUUUUCUUCUUCUUGCUAUAUAAGUUGAUAAAGCUGUUCUGAUCCUUUUCCUUCAUCCCAACUCCAAACCAAAAUCUACUGGUAUUGUAUUAUUAAAAUAUGUUGCAAUUGUAAAUUGUAUUUAAUUUAUUCUUAGUGUAGUUCUAUGUGUAAGUCUGUUUUCUGUUACUGCUAGUGUCAUGUUGUACCUAUUUUCCGAUUAUAUAAGUUACUUAAGUAUUUUUGCGAACUGGCUUCCUGGCAUUUUUAGCCAUCUUAGGUUAUUUCGGGAAGCCAGUACCCUACUUUUAUUAUAAUUAAUUUGUCUUAUAAUCCAUGUAGUAUUUUAACAAAUGGGUACAAUAAAGUGUAUUGUAUGAUUGGGAAGCAAGUGCCCUUUUGAAAUGGCUGCCCCCGCCGCUUCACAUUGCUUCAGGCGCCCCUGAAAAGUAAUAAUGGACAACUUGCAUGUUAGACUAAAUUUUAACCUAAGUAUAUAAACAGAAGGGAAUCAAACACCACAGCUAAAAAGAACAUAAUGAAAUUAGUAAAGUUGCAAAAUUUGGUUGCGAAAUGUUGUAUAGCUUGGAAAAUACAGUCUUAAUUGCAAAGUUUGCAAAUUUUGUAUAAUUAUUAUAUGUUUGUAUUACGUGCGGAAAUUAAAUUGUUACCAUUUUCGGCUCAAAAUUAACCACCUGCUCUGAUAUUUUCUUUCAAUUUUACAGCGGAACUGGGAUUUGACCUAAAAUUUGUGCUGGGAAAUGGGACUUAGAGGAAAUCCACCACAACUUUGUAUUUUUUACCAUUUUAGGAGUAGAACGUGCCAAAUACCAUCCAGAAACGUGCUAUUUCUCAAAACACACUACACAGGCGGUGAUGCCGUUACAAACAUCUUGAACCGCUUCGCCGAUCUCCGUCAACUGCUCGUAGCACUUCCGACCAAUGGCCUUUCGUCGUUUUACUGGCCGAGCAAAUUUCACUGGCGGUACUUGGACAUGCAACGGCUCGAGGGAAAUCUCCCUAAUGUGCUAUGUAACCACGCUCGAUACAGUGGUGACGUCAUGGCGAAAUUUAUGCCGUUGAACACACAUUUUGUGAGCAUGCUCAGAGAACCCGUGGAUUAUUUCGCGACUGUUUUUGAACGCCUGGAUAUUGCUAAGAGAAUGGAAAUUGAUCACCACAAGCCGUUUGAAGCGUUUGCGUUGGAUACGAAAGGAUUUUUGAAGCAGGCGAUACGAAAGAAGCGAUUUUUUGUAAGUCAUAUUAUUCUCGCUUCCUUUAAAAUAUUCACCAAAUAAAACUACCUUCUGUUUAUAUACUACUAUCGCUCGAAGGAAGUUUUGCUUUGGAUAACCGCAACAAUUUUUGAAAGUGUUUGUAAGCUAAAAUAACUUUAUUUAAUUAAUUAUACUGGAUCACGUUAGACGAACUACGAGAUGCCAUGCAAUAGACCCUCGGAAAACACUGCGGUAAACGUCUGCGCAUGUGUGAGUCUACGAAAAUGGCCGGGAAAACGUCUGCCAAAAUAAUUGGAGUAAAUACUGAAAAAGAAAAGCGCUUACUAUAAUGCAUGAAACGCCUGAAGCUACAAGGUAGAGAAUUACAGCGCUUUUUCCUUGUGUCAAGACGAAGUUAUACUGAGUUUAAACUGUCGUACCUUUUUGAGAGAGCUUCGUAAAAACAAUAUACUAUUUCCAAUCUUUCGAGUACAAGCAAUGUUUGAUCGCAGUAUCGCUCAGAAAGGACCAAAACUUGGCAUUUAGCUAGCUUGGGUUCAUUUUUAAAUUCCACGUUUUCCUGUCAACAAAGUCCGCGUAAAUCACCUAGAAAUGUACCUGAAAUUAUUACUCAUUAGCAAAUAUCUGGGGGGGAAGGUUACACCUCCUUACCGAUCCACCGUCGCCACAGCCUUGCCACCAAGUUAAACUUUUAUCAUUCUUUUAACAGGACUCGAUGAAUCUCCUCAAGAAUGGAAUGUUUUUCGAUCUUGGUUUGCACACGUCAGAAUACGAGAAUGAAAUUGCAAUAUCCAGCGCUAUUUUUGACUUGCAAACAAAAUUCACUUUAGUUCUCAUCUACGAAUAUCUGGAUGAAUCGCUGGUUCUAUUAAAGCGCAAAUUAUGCUGGAAAAUAGAUGAUAUUGUCUACUUGAGUUCGUUAUUACCGCGCAACAUGGCAAUGACCUUUACAGUUUCGCGCGCAGCAAAACAUGCUAUCGGGAAAUGGAACAUGGCUGAUUUUAUGUUAUAUGAUUUUUUCAACGCAACGCUUUGGGAACAAAUACGCAACGAAGAUAAUUUUGACGCAGAACUUGCAAGUUUUAAAGCGAGACGAAAAGAGAUUGAGUUUUUUUGUGAAACUGGGCAAGCAUAUGAUGGGAAUGUGGGUUUUAAUUUUGUAAACUUUAAUGAGACCCAGGGUUUUGGGACCCGUGUUAAAGUUGAAGAUAUCUGUAGCAAAAUGGCAAUGACAGACGUUGAUUACUUGGAAUAUUUCCGAAAAUAAUGUCAAUAAUGAGUUGUGACCACCUUGGUGUUUUAGCCAAGUAUAGUUAAUUGUAAUUAGUAUUUUUGCACAAGUGAACAUAACAAAUCCUACAAGGUGAUUGGUCAGAUUUGACGUUUUAAGCUGUUAAUUCACCUAAAGGUGAAUAUAACAAAACUGAAAUUUUCAAACUGGCGGCUAGCCGUUUUGUGGAAGCUUACUGAUAAAGAAAUAAGCGAAAUUAAAAUAAGUUCAGUACCAAAUAGCACAAAGACUUGUGUAAAAAUACUAAAACAAUUAUUCGCCUCAGGCUCGGUGAUUAUCGGGGCCGGAAUAUUCACCUCGACUUCGUCUCGGCGAAUACUCACCUUGCCUUCGGCGAAUAAUUGUUAAUUAAUAAAAUAUAUCGUUCGGCAUACGUAAGCAAGAUAUGAUAUAUAGUCUUAUAAGUAUUAUAUAUAGUCUUAUCAAGUAUUAUAUAUAGUCUUAAAAGUUCUUUCAAAUGAGAAAUCUUUCCUUCGGGACUGGUCAUAAAGUAACUGCUAGGGUGGGCUAAGGUAAAGCACAAAUUUUACCAAUAAGUUUGGUGACCCAUCUUAGGAUGUAGAUAAAAAUUUCAAAGCCCAUCUAAUCUUACCAAAUUUAUUUCAUGACCCACCCACCCAAUCUAAAUUGCAUGGGAAAAUACAAUUUUAUAAUAAAAAGGUAUGAACUUUGUAAAUGCACACAGGCACUGUAUUGACAUACAUAAUUCCACCAAACUUGACCAACACUGUAAGUGCUCGCGUUGCGUGGACACGCGCGCGUGUACAGAUCGGAAACGUUCGUACGUUGUCGUGCCUUUUUUGGCGCGAAAGAACACAAAAAAAAGAACAUGUUUAAUACGAAAGGACAAGCUUUUUGUAUUUUAAGAUUUGUAAAUUAAGAUAAAGGCUGAGUCAUCAACGUUGUUUACCCGACCAAAACCAAGUAACCUAAAGAUAAAACAUGAAUAAAGAUUAAUGAACAUUUACA